Rubroshorea leprosula is the source of this 839-nucleotide messenger RNA. NCBI's taxonomy places the organism in Eukaryota, Viridiplantae, Streptophyta, Magnoliopsida, Malvales, Dipterocarpaceae. The record is from the annotation of a GenBank genome assembly.
GGGUUUUGAAGGCGGCAGGGUUUUCCCUCGGGAUUUCUCUCUGGCAUAGAAGCCCCUUCUUUCUUCUCUAUUGAUUGUCUUUCUCCUCACGCUUGCCCUUCCCUUAUGUCUUCAUGUUUUUCCUCUCAAUUUUGACUCAUUUUGUUCAAGUCUAGGGAGUGCUCUCAGAUCUGGGUUCAGAUUUGUGACUUAGAGUGUUGCGACGGUUGUGAACGGUUUUGGGUGGGUUAUGGCAGAAUAAAGGGGUGAGGUUUGGUAGUUCCAUUAGUGAUUUGGGGAUGGAAAGUGGUGAAAUUGAAACAUUCCUCAAUCGGGUUCACCUUAUAGAGGAUGAAGAUGGCUUUCUUCCCUUGCUAUCAAUCUGGAAACUAGAUGAUUCUUGGUCAGAAAAGCUGCAGUUGGUGGGAAAGUUUUUUUUUCCAAGAAAAGGAUUCAUACGGGGGCGACUGGUGUUAAGGAUACAUUGAUGGACCCUUUCCCUCCACCUGCCAGUUAAGUGUCCCUCUGGAUGGACAGAGUAUUAUAAUGCUGGGAGACACUACAUUGCCAAGUCCAUUGAUCUUUUAUGCUAGGUUGAGUGGUACAAUAGAUGUGAUUGUUAGUAACGUCAAAAAGCUCCGGUGCAUUCUUUUUAUAUCAUUACAUAGCUCUAUUAUAUCCCUUUGACAUCUAUUGAUAUGUAGAGGUUCCCAGUUCCUAAUUGUCUUAUUUGUAUGGAGCACUUAGCUCUAUAUGUUAGUGUCAUAGGUCUUUCCUAGCUUCUCUUUUUUUUUUUCUUUUUUCUUUUUUCUUUUUUCUAGAUUAGCCUAUAUGGCGAGGAAUAAUUUGCAUUGUAAUUU